Bursaphelenchus okinawaensis is the source of this 1850-nucleotide messenger RNA. The record is from the annotation of a GenBank genome assembly. NCBI's taxonomy places the organism in Eukaryota, Metazoa, Nematoda, Chromadorea, Rhabditida, Aphelenchoididae.
AUGGAGUUUUUGGACGAUGCGCAAAAUCUGUUAAAUGUAAGUUGUUUGUCAUAUUUUUGUUUGCUUGAAGUUUAGGUAGCAAAUUAUAGUGGAGCUCCUGUAUAACAAACUGUUGUAAAACGAAAACUUGUAUAUUGAACGACUUUUUAACUUAGAUACCGUUAAACGGUGUAUUUAAAAGUAAUUUACACCGAAACUUCUUCAUAAUGAACAAAUUUUAAAUCGCCAAGCUUGUCCAAGGCAUUCGUUUUACAAGAAUUCUACUGUUGUUUUUUUAGGUAUCAACAGGAUAAAUUUUUGAAUAUUAAAAAGAAAUUUUAGAACUUUUCAUUAUUACAUAUUUUGUUAAUUUAUUUAUCUUAUUACCUAAAAUUUUACCUAAAAUUUAUUUUAUAACGAAAUUAAUAAUAAAUUUAAAUUGUAUGUAUUAUUUUUCUAUUAAAAAUCAUGAUUUAAGAUUACCGAAAAAUCUGUCAAAUCCUAUGUAAGCGAAUCACUUAAAGUUAUGGUGGCACAAAGUCGGCGAAACGAUUUUGUCAGGGUAUGUUAUUGAUGUUGAUGAACUUUUUGAAGCUUGUUAGUUUUUUUGUUUGCUUGUAUGGUAAUUUCCAAGAAGUUGAAAAUACCUAUAAUAGUUAUAAAAAGCUAAUAUAAAAAACUAAAAUAAAGAAAGACUUUUUGUUAAAUGUAAAAUAAUUUCAGCCUAGAUCAGAUAAUUCGUAUUCAUCGACGUCGGGAUAUUCUCCACAAUUCAAACGAUUUCAUGGCCGAUAUGAGAAUGGUAAGUUGAGGAAAACUUUGAAUUUAAUUUUUUAGGUAAAGAAAUUGGUAUUUUGUGAUAUUGCUAUAUUUUUGGAUAUUUAUAAUAAGUAAACCAAAAAUAGAUUUAGACUAAAACUCACUUUUUGGCGUUUUUCAAAAAUGUUGCUUUGUCUAAAAUCAUGCUUAACUUUGGACCCAUAUAAAUAACUUUACGUCUUUAGAUAUGAAAGCAAUAUCACCACGGUUGGACGUCUUUCGACCACCAAAGUCACCACGAGACAAGGCUUCAUCGAUAGCACAAAGCCCUAGGUAUCAACUUAAGUUUCAGAUUGAGGUUGGUUUAUUUCUUGAUUUUUAAAAAAUAAUUAUAAGGGUAUUGCGAAGUUUAUAAAGAAUUUUGAAUAUUUUUUUUAAUUUUAAUUAUAAUUUUUAAAAAGUUUGGUAUAAACUUAUAUUGGUCACGUAGCAAUGUUAAUAUUUGGUAAAGAUUACACGUGCCAUAAGAGUUUGUUUUUACAACCUAAAAUCUGUAAAUUUUGUUUUUACAACUCAAAACCUGUGAAAAUUUUUGUUGUUGAUAAGCAGUUUAAAGUUCUUAUGAACUAGAUAUCAGCUGUGUUAUGAAUAAUACUUUUGCGAUUAAUAAUCAGUGUGAUUAAUCGGGUCGAAAUUAUUUUUUUAAAGUUACACGUUUGUGUGAAGAUUCGUUUUGUUUUAGACGCUAAAUGAUGUCUUUUUAAUUUUGUUUAUUUUAAUUGGUUUUUAAAAGUUUUUUUAUGAUUGUCUUUGUUAAUUAGACUGUUCAAAUAAUACUGUGCUCUGCCUCAAGCAAUUUGUUUGCUUUUAAGCUUUUUUUUAUAUAGAAAUAAUGUCUAGAAAUGUCGUUUUUUUAUACUACAUAAACUUUGCUACCCAAAUUUAUUUCGGUGAUUAAACGAAACGACAGGUUGAAUUUAAAAAAAAUCAAUGAUCUUGAUGGUUUUUUGACACUGCUUUUCACAGAUGGACACUAUGACACUUUUGACACCCAUCUGAGCUAUGAAAUUGGACCGGUUCUUUGAAAUGUCUAAUUUCAGGACUGUCUAUGA